This is a messenger RNA of Hirundo rustica (Barn swallow), 10250 nucleotides long. It is a transcript of the gene DGKQ, whose product is annotated as diacylglycerol kinase theta. Gene Ontology annotation, molecular function: ATP-dependent diacylglycerol kinase activity. Gene Ontology annotation, biological process: diacylglycerol metabolic process; lipid phosphorylation; intracellular signal transduction. The record is from RefSeq and is a predicted model, not a curated record. NCBI's taxonomy places the organism in Eukaryota, Metazoa, Chordata, Aves, Passeriformes, Hirundinidae. Bases 1 to 2754 code for a protein of 917 amino acids. The transcript is spliced from 23 exons.
AUGGCGGACGGGGCGCGCUCGCUGCGCGGCGGCGGCGGCGGCGGCAGCCCGGCCUGCAGCCCGGUGCUGGGCGGGCGGGGCCGCGCCGCGGCGGGGGGCAGCAGCCCGCCGGGCCACGCGUUCCGCAGGGUGACCCUGACCAAGCCCACCUUCUGCCACUACUGCACCGACUUCAUCUGGGGGCUGGCCGGCUACCAGUGCGAGGUUUGCAACUUCAUGUCACAUGAAAAGUGCCUCAAGAAUGUCAAGAUACCAUGCUCAUGUAUUGCUCCCAGCCUUGUAAGGGUUCCAGUUGCACACUGUUUUGGGCCUCCAGGACAUUACAAAAGAAAGUUUUGCACUGUGUGCAGGAAGUCCCUAGAGUCACCUGCCUUUCGAUGUGAAGUUUGUGAGCUACAUGUGCACACAGACUGUAUCCUGUUUGCUUGCAGUGACUGCCGGCAGUGUCACCAGGAUGGGCACCUGGACCAUGAUAUUUACCACCACCACUGGAGGGAGGGAAACCUUUCUUCAAGUGCUCGUUGCGAAUUCUGCAAAAAAACUUGUGGGUCUUCUGAGGUGCUCUCUGGCAUGAGAUGCGAAUGGUGUGGCAUCCUGGCUCAUGCUGCAUGCUACGUAAUUGUCACACCAGAAUGUACCUUUGGAAGAUUAAGGAAUAUGAUUCUUCCUCCGAAUUGUGUUCAGUUGUUUUCUCGCAACUUCAGCAAAUUGCAUUGUUUUCGAAUAUCAGAAAAUCUGCAGACAGAAUCAGAUGAAGAUGAUGAUGUUGAUGGGUCAACACAAGGUUCAACAAAAGAUAUCCAAAUUUCAACAGAUUCAAGUAAACAGACACUAAAGAUAUUUGAUGGGAAUGACACAGUGAAACGCAAUCAGUUUCGACUAAUUUCAGUUCCAAGGAUUGCAAAAAAUGAAGAAGUUGUGGAGGCUGCUUUGAGAGCGUACUACAUAAAUGAUGACCAGCAGGAAUAUGAGCUUCAGACCUUUACGCAGCAGGUGCUGCUCUCUGAUGAUGUUAUCAACAGGAAUGAUGCUGCAGAGGACAGUAACUUGGGCUCAGUAUUCAGAGAAUCUGUUCCUGAAGCUUGGAUCAUCAGAGCCAAACCAAAGGACGAGGAAGUGAUCAGAAUUUAUCCUGCUUGGCUAAAGGUGGGAAUGGCAUAUGUUUCCCUACGAGUAAAUAAGGAUAGCACGGUGCAGACUGUGAUCAAAGAAGUGCUCCCGUUACUUGGAAGGCAGACGGAGUGCCUCCAGAAUUUCAAAUUGGUGGAAGUGCUUAUGGGCAGUAAGCAAGUUCAACGCAUGGUCUUGGACAAUCAGGAACUGAUUCUUAACAGACUCAAGGACAUAAGAAAGACUUCAAUACGUCAGAUGAAUCAAACAAGAUUUUACAUUGUGGAAAAUAGUAAAUCCAUUGUACAAGUAAAUUUAUUUGUUGGUGGCCUUCCACCGCAGCUUUCCCCUGAAGAAUACACAAACAUUCUCAAGGAAGAGUUAGCUAUCAAAACAAAUGUAGUAUCUGUGAGUCAUGUUUAUCCAGCACAAGGUGCUGUUGUACUCCAAAUUUCAUGUUUUUCUGAAGCUGAAAGAAUAUAUAUGCUAGUUAAAGAUACUGUUGUCAAUGACAAGCCUCUGAAUGCUGUGGUGAUUCCUACAGUUAUGGCUUCCAAAAUACCACAGAAUUGUUGCCCACUUCUUGUAUUUGUGAAUCCAAAAAGUGGUGGUCUAAAAGGUCGGGAUCUACUGUACAGUUUUAGAAAGCUGCUAAACCCACAUCAAGUCUUUGAACUUACCAAUGGGGGCCCACUGCCUGGGUUUCACACGUUCUCCAAAGUCCCCUCCUUCCGAGUGCUGGUGUGUGGAGGCGACGGCACCGUUGGCUGGGUCCUUGGUGCACUCGAGGAGAUCAGGCACAAGCUGGUGUGCUCAGAGCCCUCAGUUGCCAUCUUACCUUUAGGAACAGGUAAUGACUUGGGGAGGGUCUUGCGUUGGGGAGCUGGCUACAGUGGGGAGGACCCGUACUCCAUUUUGGUUUCUGUGGAUGAGGCGGAUGAUGUUCUUAUGGAUCGCUGGACUAUCCUUUUGGAUGCAGAAGAGCCAGCUGAAGGUGCAGAAAAUGGCAUUGCAGAACCUGAGCCUCCCAAGAUUGUACAGAUGAACAAUUACUGUGGUCUUGGCAUUGAUGCAGAAUUGAGCUUGGAUUUUCAUCAUGCUAGAGAAGAAGAACCAGGGAAAUUUAAUAGCAGGUUUCACAACAAGGGAGUUUACGUGAAAGUUGGGCUGCAGAAGAUAAGCCAUACUAGAAACCUUCACAAGGACAUAAAGCUGCAAGUGGACCAGCACGAGGUGGAAUUACCAAGUAUAGAAGGACUCAUUUUUAUUAAUAUACCCAGCUGGGGCUCUGGAGCUGACCUCUGGGGGUCUGAGAGUGACAACCGCUUUGAGAAACCACGUAUUGACGAUGGUCUGCUGGAAGUGGUUGGUGUGACUGGCGUCGUUCACAUGGGUCAAGUCCAAGGUGGUUUUCGAUCAGGAAUCCGCAUAGCCCAAGGCUCAUAUUUCCGUGUAACACUCCUAAAGCCAAUUCCCGUUCAAGUUGAUGGAGAGCCUUGGAUUCAGGCCCCUGGCCAGAUUAUAAUUUCUGCUGCAGGACCAAAGGUCCAUAUGUUGAAAAAAUCCAAGCAGAAGCAGAAAAAAACUGGAAGCCUGAAAGAGAUGAAAGUGGAUAGCAUGUCAGUCUCUGAAGGAGGACGCUAAGGGGAGAUCUGUGCUCACGCCUAUGGUAGAUACCACUGUCAUCCAGUAAAACCGAGUGCAGACAAGUCAUGAAGAGUGUUGCCUAUGACUGUGCCUUUCAUUACAUUUUGAUAGUACUGGGUUCUUCUUUGUCUUUCAAAGAUAGUACCUCAUUGUCACAAAUAACUCUUAUGUACCACUUGUCUCAUCUGAAAUGUUUACUUGGGGUUGCUUUUCUGUAAGCAGUUUCCCAGCCAAACAGAGAUUCCAAGAUACCGAGAUUUGUGCAUUUGCCUUCAUGAAAUAUCCUUCCCUCCUCCCAGUUCAUUCUUAAAGAAAAUCAUUCCAUAGAUAAUUUUUAAAAUUGUUCUAUAACUGAAAAUAUGUUCCUUUAAAUUAAUGCUCACAAUAGCAGCCUAACCAAAAAAAGGCAAAAACAUGAGCUGCUGAGAACUCCUUAGAUCAGUCCAAAGAGCACAGCUAAAAUAGUACAAGUGUAAAGGGAAAAACACAAAACACAGGAGAGAUUAAUUCUGUAAAAGGAUCCCAGUGCACUGGGAAGAGAGAGAAAGUGCUAGAACAGUUGAGUCAAAAUAUUUCAGAGCAUUUACUUCAACAGUAUUUGGACAGCAUGAAUGAUGGGGAAACAGCCUGUAUAGCAAUUUUUCAACUGUAGCUUAGUUUCUUAUUAUUCAGCCAAAGCCUGUUUUAACAGGCAUUUGAAUUUCAUCAGCGGCAACUCUCAAAAUAAAAAAGGAACAAGAAUACCCAAGGCAGUAGUAUAUUAUAGCAAUUAUUUUCUAUCACUGAAAUCAUUAUCUUUGACAUCAGACUUUUUUGUCCUGACUUCACUCGUGUUGUUUCAUUUUCAUUAAUUUGGACUGUUAUAUAAGAGAGAGCUCAAGAAUCUUCAUUAAUUAGGUUAAAAGAAUACCAUUUAGCGUUCAGUUAAGUAAAUUAGCAGAGUCAUAUGUUAGAGCUGAACUGAUUACAGCAUCACUUUGCUGAGGAGCCCUAGCAGCUAUUGAAGCCUGUAAUGUGCAUGUAACAUGCUCUAGGCUUCAAAUAACUGGGAAUACGAGAAGCAUCACGAAAAUUAAUUUACCUCAUCAGGCUUCUCAAGUCUUUUUGGGUGUUGUUAUUAGAUGUGGGCCCAGAGACACAGUGACUGUCUUUUCUCACUUGGACGAGUGUGUGCUCUUCAGAGGCUGUUUCUCCAUCAGUUCCUGUGAGGCCAAGAACAUCCCUCUGUGUUUACCCAUCUGCUGAAGGUGUGGGGAUCCAGUACUUUUACAGCUUCCUGCUGGAGACUGGUGCUGCAGCAGCCGUGCUGGUCCUGCCAUACACUAUCUGUAUCUGCUAUCCAUGGCUGUAGUAAUGUUCUUGACUCACAUCUCUGCUGUCUCAUCUCACCAUGGUUCCCCAGGGUCUGAACCUUUCAGUUUGGCCAACAUCAUACACAAAGGGCUCUGUGAGCCACUUGUGGGUAAGGGUGGGGCUGCAAGGUUUUGCCACUUGUAUGCAUCUGCUGCUUGGAGCCGCUUAAGAAAUGUUGGCUAGAGCCCACUUAGCCAUAUGGUGGGCUUACUUAUCCUCUGCUGCACAGUAAUAACUAUUUCAGCUGUGGGUAGCAUGAAUUCAUCAGGCAUGAAUUCAUCACUGGAGUGUCAGCCUUAGGAGCAUUCCUCUUGCCAGUGUGUCUAGAAAAACAUCUCUAGCUGCUUUGGGGGACUUAAGUGUAACUUUGAAAUACGCAAAAGCUGUUUUGUGAUGGAGCCAGUUACAUGCUGAGGCAGUUCUUGUGGAUGAGUCUGUACACUCAGCACUGUGCCAGCUUCAGCAACAGCUGAUCAUUACAUGUGCUUUCUGCUUUCCAGUCAUGGUGCUACAAGGGUGUGAAUGUCAUUUGUAGCAACAGAAUGAUGCAGCUAAACCUAUAAAGAGAGACAAAACAGCUAUGGAAAAUGGCAUAUGCCUGAAGCUUCUUUCAAUCUAGUGAUUCCUUCUCAGUUUUCUGGUAGAGAUGCAGUUGGAGGAAUGACUUCUGUUUUCAGUGAAAUAUUUUCUUAAUUGUUUAAAUUCUUAAUUUAAAUUUGGGGAUGUUCUUCAGAUCCCACAGUGUGGACUUCAACUUAACUUUUAUUCAACAUGAAAAUUGGAUUCAUACUGUGAAUGAAAUAGUUUGGAUAGUACAGACCUAAAACCCUUGUCUUCCUGAUCAUUAAACACAGGGUUGUCUUUAGAACCUGGGCAUGAGGGGUCAUUUGGACUUCCUCUGACAUCCUGCUACCAGCAUUACAAGUAGGGAGGAUGAAGUGUUAUGUUUCAGGAUGUGCACUCUCUGAAUGAAACUCACAUAUUAGAGAGGAAAUCUGGAAUAGGCUACUGUUUCAUAAUUGUCCAGAAAGAGAGAGAAACUGCUUUGUAUCCUUGAGGCAGCAGAAAGAAUGCAUAGUCUACUUUCCAGUUGCUGAGUCAGUAAUGGAAGCUGGGCUUUUUGUUAGAGAAAACACGCAUAAAUUUGAAGAUUGCUGGUACUUAAAAUUGUCUUUGCAGCCCAAAUAAAUAACCCUGUCUUACUAUUUUUCCAGGCAUAUAUAAUCCUGCAGCACGUAGCUGACAGUGUUUCAAGUUCUUGGCUUGUUAAGGGCCUGGCUGUCUUUCCUUUUGCUCUGUUAUCUGAAAUAACAUGGAACUCACAGGUCACAAUAUUUUAAUCAGAGGGCUCCUUGCUUUGGCAUAUUCUUCCUGGAGAUUUCCCAUCCCUGGAACUCUGUACGAGCCUGUUUUGGGAUAGCUUCCAGAGGGGGUCCUGGUGGAGGACAGAAGGCUUUGAGUUUUGUUUUACUUUCCUUUUUUUUUUUCCAGAAACCAACUGCCAUAUAUUUGAGCAGAUGAGUGCCACACUGGAAUGAAAACAUAGCUUAAGAAAAACACACUUAGUAUAUAAGCCUCUGUGCAUCAAAAGAUGAUGCUUAAUGUGUUUUGAUGACAAAACAGAAUCCAGUUGAGAUAGUAAACGCCCUGUAAAGCUUUUAAAAGGAGAAACUUACUCAUUAACCUCUCUAUUAAGAUGUUAUACUUUCAGGUUCUGUAAAGGCCAUUAUAUCGAGAAUAUAUGUGUGUGUGUAUUUUUUUUUCUCACAUUUUCAUUGCAUAUGAUGUUUGGGUGGGCCUCAUAUUGUCUUCCAUGGUAUGCAAGGCCUGCAUGAAGGGAGAGGAUAACUCUUUGCAGUUAAUAUGAAACAUUUAGACUUAGCCUUUCCACUGCACAUAACAAUGCAGUAUAAUUUAUGGGACAGUGGGCAGAUAGAUGAUUUUCCUUACUGACUGAGUAGUAUUCUGUGAGAACCUAGUGGUCACAUGGCCAAGUACUUCAAAUAAUGCAGCAACAAAAGUGCUGGGGAAGAGGCUCAUUUAUUUAAAGACAGAUGUUAAGUAACAGGACCAGGAGCUAUAACUGUGGACAGGGAAGAGAUGCAUGCUCUUUGUCAUCCUGAGCACCUUCUUUCAUCCUCUCUGCACUGCCUUUUUACCUUGCCUAUAAACCAUGGCAGGCACAAAUAGCACAACUAGCAUCUCUCCUGCUGAGGUACUCUCCUGACCUUUUACUAGUGUCCUACUUAGGCAUUGCCAGCAUUGGGGUGAGAAAGGUCCUGAAAACCUGUGUUUUGAAAGGUCCUGGCUCCUUUCAAAUACCCUAAUGUCACAGAUUAGUGCAGGUGGUCAGGUAAAAUCGAUUUUGGUGGAUAAAUGCAUUACCUCUGCCUUGGAUUAGCAGAACCAAAAUUCAAAAGCUCAUCCCUGAGAUAUGGGUGCUACUUCAGAAAAUUUGCUGCUUUUUUUCCCAUGGCUUUUACCCUUGAUUUGUACAGUUUAAAUUGCUGGUGUUUUCACUGCAUUGAUUUUUAGGUGGAACAGUUAUUUUGCCAAAACCCUUUUGUUUAUAUAUGUAUAUAUAUGUAUGUGUACAUACAUGUGCACACACGUUUAAGAAUACGCCUUAUUCUAUAUCCUUCCACAGUGCCUAAUUAUACAGCUUUUGCCCUGUUGCAUCAUUCUGAUAGCACUCACUUCUGCAUCUUUUUCUCACUGGUUUUGGACAUGAGGCAGGACUUGCACUUUCCAACAAAACAUCAUGGCAAUAUAGUGAAAGCACAACUGUGUUUAGUGUUCAGAGUCUCUGCAGUUAUGCAGUUUGAGCUCUGCUUGCUGUUUCUAGAUUUUAAUCAAGUAUCUGUGUGUCUAAAACCAAUGGCAAUGGCUAUUGUAGCAUUUAAAAAACAGGAAGAAGGUGUCACUGCAAGACUUAACUAAGGAACAAAACUAAAUGAACUGUUACAGAUAAUUGUUGUAUAUCUUCGUGGUUACCCUCUUACAAUUAUUGUAUAAAUUUCAUUUCUUUAAAGAGCAAAUAAUGCACUUGAUCUGAAUAUCAGCUGUUUCAAAUUGCUCGGCAUUUAUGCAUCCAUGUGAGUUUGUAGCAGUCCAUUGGCAUGAAAAAGUCAUUAUCAAAUGAAACUCUUUUUGUGGGAGGAGAAGGUAAGAGGAGCUGUUGUGACACUUAAAAUGGGCUUAUGUUGAAGACACAACAGAUUUGGUUGCAUAUGUGUUUAAUAAUGUCCCAACUGUAGGUAUGCUCUGUCUUGCACAUUCCAGCAACAGUACUGGGAGCUCAUUGGAGUUGUGCCCUGGCAGUAGAUACUCUUUCAGUCUGCACCCCAAAAGUCUUCCUUACCACGUUCAGAGUGACUGCACAUCUUCCUCUUUCUGCCAGGCUGCCCUCCUGCCCUGUGGGCCUAGCUCUGUACCAAAACUGGUAAUGAAGGUGUGGGCAUGUGCUGGUGAAUGUGUGUGGAGAGUGGGGAAAUGGAGUUCCUGCUCAGAAUGCUGCUCUGUCAGUUAGGCUUAGACUAUCCUUUAAUUUCUACUUCAGCUUCUACUUUAGCCACCUAGCAGCUGUGCAGCAAAGGUUUGGCAACUACUGAAUUACCUUGGAUUCACUGGUGACAAAGUUGCCUCAUUUUCAGGCUUCAAUCUUAUAUGCAUCAGAAUAUGUAUAACUUCAUUAUACUUUUUGCACUUAACAGAAAAUACAGGUUAGAUAGGCGAAGGGUGUGGCAAAAUUGCAAUGUUUGUACUUUUUUUGUAAAUAUGGGGAUGAUUCUACAGAUACAAAGAUGCACUUUCAGAUAACAAUGAGAACAAGUUUGUAAAAUACAAUUGUUCAGGAGUUUCUCUGGCUGUAGUGUUCCUGUUCCCCAUCCAUGUCUAACACUGUGUUCUCUUUGAAAGCCUGCUUGGGGAUAGAGAUUGCUUCUCACAUUGCAGAAUGUAUUUAUAGCUGACUGACUGAAAGUUCAUGUAAGUUUUUGAGCAAAUUUGCUGCUAUUCUAAGUUUUAGGUUUUACUAGACUGCUUCUAUAAUGCAUAAAAUAAUGUUUAAGUUUUAUUUAAAAUAUCAACACUUAAUGAUUCGACACUUAGUUGCAGGAGACAUGCAGCCCAAAGCCUUCAUUCCUUUUGCUAUUUAAUGGUUUUGUUUUGUUGUUUCUUGGGGUUUUUUUAGCAGUGUAGGCAUUGUAUAGAAUGUAGAGUGUAGUGUGCAGUGAAAUUAAUGCAAAUUACUAACCUUAACCUGCAAUUAGAGCAGCAGUUUCAAUGUUUACAGGACAGUGACUAUUGAUUGUAAACCCAUACGUGUCCACUGAAACAGUGCACUCUACAUGUGUUUUGGAAGCAUUGUUUUUACUUACCAUGGUAAUUAAUGGAAUAGUUCCCUUCUGGUUUUAGAGUCCUGGUUAUGUUGCUUUGGAGAGAUUUCAGUGUGGGUUAUAGCUUCUCUGCCAUGGAGUCACAGGACAAAAUUUGUACUGAUACAAGUGUGUUAUAUUGAACAUAUGUUUUCUGAAAGAGUGACUUUAUUUUUUGUGAAGAUAAUUAUGAGAAGGUUUUAUAGCAGAUCAGUGCUGAAAAAGUCUUGAAAUAAACAUUUGUAGAUAACAAAGAUAUGCCCCAAAGCAAAGUAUUUUUAAUAGGGCAUUGUUACUGCUGUAAUUAUCGCUCUGAGCUCUCCUGGCAGCAUACCCAUUUAGCAUGUCACUCUGCACUGGUCAAAUGUGUUAUUUAGGGGACAACCUGAUUUCAGAAGAUAUGGCUUCAUAUAUUGUGCGUAUCUAUCUCUAUUACACCUCUGGCAGCAACUCUCAAUAUAACCAUCAGCCACACAAGGCAGAGCUUCUUCCCCAUACAGAUCACUGCAGGUCGAAGAGCAGAGAGCCUGCCCUUGUGCUUGAUUGCAGAAAGGUUGUAAGUCUGGUGACUAUCUGGCACUUACAGUCCUUUCUCUCACCAUUACGGAGUGUGCCACACAGGCUCUUUUGCUUUCUGAAGGCAGGCAGGCACAAAUCAAGAGUGCCUGAGUCAAACUAACACCUUGUCUCACCAUGGCAUCCAUUUCUUAGUGCUGCUUAUCUUGCCAAAUUGGGUAGCAAGAGGUGCUUGAAGUAUUACUGAGUAUUUAUUGUGUAAUUUUGGGUGCUUAUAAAGCCUUCACUGCUAUUUUAAAGCAAAAUUGGGGAUCUGUAGCAUAGCAAUAGCUGUACUAACUCUAGCAUUCCAAACAUGCCCAAAGCAAGUUAUCCUUGUGAUAGUUUAGUUAGCAAUGGUGUAGCCAGCAGCAAUCAGUAUCUUGAAGCUACAAGUUCUGAGUAUUGGAAGACAACAUCUCUGCUUUGAAUGCAAAGCAUUAGAGUUCAUAAUUCACUAUAGAUGUCAGUAUCUCUGCUACUUACAAAUUACUGAUGACAUCUUAAUUCUUCUCAAACUAUGACUUAACUAUUGCUUAAAUAACUGGUUUUCACUUCUGGUUAUUUAAAUCAUCCAAUUUACAGAGUUGUAUGAAUGCUGUUUUAUUAUCAGGAUACUCUUAAGGUGUCUCGUAGCAGUUCUUGUGAAUGUUCUAAUACAUCUGUAAUAAAGAAUCCUGAACCAAUAAACUAAUGUAAGAUGACAAGCUAUUGUCUAGUGCUUUUUCUUUGUGCAUCUGCCUAAUUCUCAGAAAAAAAAAAAGAAAAAAGCCUAAGUAUAAGCAUUAAAGUGGUUGAAAACGGUUUCCACACUCUGUGCCUCAAACCAAUAAUGCGUUAUCACACACUUAAUUGUGGAUUUGUCUCAAAAACUAGCUUUUAAUGAUGUAACUUUUUUCUGUGUCUGCCUUGCCAAUGAGACUUGUCACUAUAUUGUGGUAACUUGUCUAAGCAACAUACCUAGUGUACGAAGAGAUUUUUAAAAAUGUAAUUUAUAAAAGAUAGACUUUUUCUCUUAUAUUUAAACAUCUGUUCAUCCUUGGGUUCUGUUCUUAGAACAAUUCUGUGUAUAUUUUGAAGUAUGUGUUUCGUGUUUGACUGUACAUUUUGCACCAAUAUGAAAUAUUGUAUUCUAAGUAUUCUUUACAAGUUCCAGAGAUCUGUAACUAGAACUUGCUGUGAAAAAUACAACAUCUCUUCUACCCUGUA